AUGGCAAUCGACCAAGACGUCGAAGAAUUAUUGAUCAUCGGAGAUUCGGAUCUGAUCAUCCGACAAGCUCAGGGAGAAUGGGAAACUCGAGAUGUCAAGCUUAUUCCCUACAGGCAAUAUGUGGAAGAUCUUAGCAGGCGGUUCAAGUCAAUCGAGUUCAGGUACAUCCCUCGUUGUCGCAAUGAAUUGGCCGAUGCGCUCGCUACUUUGGCCUCGAUGUUGCCAUGCCCAGGUAAUGCCCACAUUGACCCUUUGGAAAUCCAAAUUCGAGAAAGGCACGAUUACAGCAAUACGGUUGAGGCAGAACCAAAUAUUCAGCCAUGGUAUCAUGAUAUCAAGAGAUUUCUGAAAACUAAAGAAUAUCUCGAGCAAGCCAGUAGAGACCAAAAGAGGACUAUCAGACGGCUCGCAAGUGGUUUCUUCUUGAGUGGUGAGUCAUUUGAUGAGAGAGAUAUGCGAACAGUUCAAGAUAAUGCAUCGGAACUCUACUCCUUAUUGGCCCAAAGCCAAUGGUGUUGUCGAGGAAUCAAACAAGAACAUCAAGAAGAUUCUGAGAAAGAUGAUCCAAAGUUCCAGGCAAUGGCAUGA
Messenger RNA from Nicotiana attenuata, 588 nucleotides. RefSeq lists its product as uncharacterized. The transcript is spliced from 2 exons. The record is from RefSeq and is a predicted model, not a curated record. Bases 1 to 588 code for a protein of 195 amino acids. NCBI's taxonomy places the organism in Eukaryota, Viridiplantae, Streptophyta, Magnoliopsida, Solanales, Solanaceae. Gene Ontology annotation, molecular function: RNA-DNA hybrid ribonuclease activity; nucleic acid binding.